UCCAGAGGAGAGGAGGUGCUGACCUUUGGAAAUCUUUCCGGCAGCAUUUAGUAUGUACGAGAUGAUAACGGAAACUGAGAAAAUGAACUCGGACUUGAACGGAACCAACGUGAAGACAGAAAACAUGGACAUCAAGGAAGAGGUGAAGGAAGAGCCAAAGAACCAACCAGCAUCUGUAAAUGAGCCAAAUAAUCACCCUAACAACCACUCAGGGCCCCCUAGCAACAAAUUAACUAAUGGAGAAACAGAUAACAAUAACCAGUUACAAGACAACCACACGAAGAAAACCUCAGACCUAACAGCAGUGAAAGAGGAGACAAAUGGUGAAGCAACAGCAAGUGAAGCUCAUUCAAAGCCACUCCCACCCACAAAGGGUCAGUCUCAGCAGUCAGUCCCACCCAAAACUUCUCAACCCCCUACAAAUCCUCAGAUGCCCCAGCAGCAGCCCCCGGCAUCUCAGCCUGUGAACUCUAAUGUGCCACCAAUGCCUCCACAGUCCCAGCAUUCUGGCCAGCCAGUAGGGAUGGGGGAUAACCCUUUUAUUCAGCAUCAGAGUCAAAUCUUUGUGUUUUCAACACAACUAGCCAACGAAGGUGCAGACCAUGUGAUAUCAGGACAGUACAAGGACCUGCUGUCCUUCCAUAUGGACUAUCCUGCCACCAAGAAGUUUCUUCAGAAACAUUCAUUAAAAAUAUCUCCCUUCAACCGGUCUGGUGUGAUGCCAGGGAUGGGUCCUCGACAUCGAGACAUGACCCCCAUUAGACGAUAUGGCAAUGUGAUGCGCCCUGGCCCACCUCAUCCAACUGGCAGUGUCCAGCAGUGGGUGGACCAACAGAAUGCCCACUUACAGGAGCAGGGUUAUAACUUUGUACCUGGCAUGAAUCCAAGGGCAGGCAACUUUCCUCCAUCUGGAAAUCCUGGCAAUCCUGGAAUGAUGGGACCAUGGCCACAGGGUGGUGGACCUCCACAGUCAUCAUCUCCAAUGAAUUAUCCUGUGAUGCCAGAUGGUAUGCCCUUUGACCCAGAAAUGAUGGCUAUGAUGGGAAAUCCACACCUUAACAAUCCAAAUCUGUUGCAGCAGAAAGUACCGAAUGAAAACUUAACACCUGAACAAUUAAAACGAAGAGAGGAGCAUUUAACAAGUUUACGUAAAAUACAGAUGAUGUUAUUCCCUGAACAGCAAAGACAGCAACAGUUUGGUGGACCCAUGCCAAAUUCAGGUCCAGGAGGUGAAAUGAUGCCCGAAGAAAUGCAUCAGCAGAUGAUGCAACAACAGCAGGGCAUGAUGUCAUCACCACACGGUCCCAUGAUGACGUCACAAGAACAGAUGAUGAUGGGAUCACAAAACAAUGGUGGAAUGACCAGCUCACAACAACAGUUCAUGAUGUCCCAGGGUGGCCCAGGUCAGUUUGGGGGUCAGGGCCCUGGUCCAGGGUCUGGGCCAGGGGGGUCAGGUCCAGGCUCAGGUCCUGGAGGACCAGGGCCCCCAGGGCAUCCUGGCUUCGGUCCACACAACAUGCAGAACAUGACACCCGCUCAACGUGAAUGGUUAAGACUGCAACAAGAAUAUUACAUGGAAAAACGACGACACCAACAGCAACAAAUUGCUCAAAGAAUGGGAGGUCAGCCUCCCAACAUGGAGAUGCCAGGGGCUAGUCCAGGCGCACCACCCUCCUACUACAGCACUAUGGCUCAAAAGAGAGGAGGGAGUGGUGGAAUGUCUACCUCACCAAAUACAAAUGGCCCUAUAGGAUCUCCACCACUCAUGCCCCCUCAUGGCAUGGACAUGCCUGACCAUAUGGGCCUGUUUCCACCAUCUGCUGCUCAACGAAGGUCAUCCCUUUCCUCGAUGGAACAACAGUCACAGAUGGGGAUGAUGAGCCCUAUUAUGAGUCCAAGUAUGCCCCCAGGGCCAGGUAUGAACUUUGAUAAGGCAAUGAUGCCACAUGGCCCUGGUGGACCUGGGGGGCCAGCUGGUGUGGAAGGGGGCAGUGGGGCUCCACCUCACAUGCACCCAGGUCAGCCAGGUGGAGGACCAAUACAAAACAAGAAAAGCAUGCAGGGUGGACCAAGGGCAGGUCACCCUGAACAGUUCAUGCAACGUGCUGGAAACCCUGAACAUUUUGUGCAAAGGGCUGGACACCCAGAACAAUUCAUGCAACGUGCUGGAAACCCUGAACAAUUUGUGCAAAGGGCUGGCAACCCUGAACAGUUUCAUCCUGAAAUCGCGGCUCGUUCUCCUUCACGAACUUUAAGUGGCUCAAGCAAGCCACCCCCUAGCUAUGCACAGGCACAAAAAAGAAAGCGUGAUGACAUGGAAGAAUUGUACAAAAAUCUUCAACCUACACCUUCUCCUCAGCAAAUUAAUUACCUCAAUCAAUUUGAAGGACAAGAAUUGACUAUAACCAAACAUCUUAAUGCAGCAUAUCGUGAACCUAAUAAUCCCUCAGACCAGUCCCAUCCGAACGCCCCAUUUCCCUCAAAUCAGGUCGCUCAUUCACCCAUGCAUGGUCCAAGCUCCAACAAGGGGCCCAUGUCCAAUUCCAGCCAGAACUCCAGUGGGGGCCCAUUAUCCAGUCCAGGGCCAGUCAAUGGUCCCGGACCUAGCCCCAAUAUGUCCGGUGCAAACAUGAGACUUUCACAUUUUGAUCCACCAUCGAAUAACAACAGUGUGUCAAGUGCACCAGCAACACCCACAUCUAAGGCAUCAUCAAUGUCCAACAUCACAUCUGCUAGUCUGGCCAACCUGGCUAAGGGAGUAGAACAUUUGUCAAACCAAAUGCAGCAAAAUAUGAUGCAAGGAGGACCUUUUCACAGUAUUCAAAUGCAGGGUCAACAGGUGGGAUGUAGUGCGUCAUCACAGUCCACAAGUAAUCAGCCCUCUGUGUCCACCACUUCAGAGAUGAGCUCCCAGACACAGACCACUCCUAGUGUCAAUAAUACUUAUGUGAAUGCCACCAUGUCUAUACAACAAUUAAAUAUUCAGAGUGUGGGGCCACAUUCUGGACCUAACUAUAAUCCAAACAUGCAAGUGCAGCAAAUGAAUAUGGAACAACAACAAAUGCAGGGUAUGCCUGGCCCACCCAAUGGACCAGGCCCUAAUUCAAGUGGUAUGUCUAAUAGUAUGCCAAGUGGGAAUCCUGGUGGCAUGCCCACUGGUAAUCCUGCUGGCAUGCCCACUGGCAAUCCUGGUGGCAUACCCACUGGCAAUCCAAGUGGCAUGCCCAGUGGAAACCCGGGUGGUAUGCCUAGUGGAAACCAUCCAGGCAUGCCCAGUGGUAACCAUGGUAGCAUGCCAAGUGGUAACCCUGGUAACAUGCCUGGUGGUAACCCUGGUAAUAUACCUGGAGGUCCACAAGGCCCUGGAAUGGCAUCGGCAGCUUCUGUAUCCAUGUCACAGACACAAUCAAUGAUGACAGGGAACAGCUCUCACUCAGGCAUGGGCAAGGCACCACAGCCUUUCUCUGGGGGUCCUCCUUCAUCUCAAAUGAGUGGCGGCCCUGCUAGUGUUCAUUCAGGACCCAUCAGUGGCCCUGGUGCCCCGCCACAUGGAGGGACCAGUGGUCGCCCACAUAGAGCAGGGUCAGGAGGGCCUGCUCCAGGAGCUUCUAUGAUGCAGCAACAACAACCGUCUCAGCAACAGUCACAUCCAGGUGCAAGACCAACCUCGCCUAGUUUUGCAAAUGCGCCAUGUUCUAUGGGAAAUGCCAAUGUACAAAUACAAGCUAAAGCACCUAAUACCAUACAGUAUCUUCCUGCUCAUCCACCAUCAACACAGCAAAGUAUGCAAUCACAGAAACGACCAGAUCUUGAGUUCAUGCAGCGGUUCGCAGCUCCAAUGAGCAAUAUGGAUAAUAAAGUUCCCACAUCAAAAAUGCAAUAUUUUCCACAACCCCCAGGAAUCUCUGGAGAGAGACAUUCACAUUCACCAUUUGGUAACCAUGGGGGACCCAUGGGUCCAGGGGGAAUGCCACAGGGUAUGAUGCCAAUGAGGGGAGGCAGCCGAGGGGAAUUUCCUCCAAAUAUGAGUGGUGGACAAAUGGGACCUAUGAGUGGAAUGGGAAGUCCAGAUCCCAUGGGAGGCCCCAUGAAUAAUUCUAUGGGGCCCAUGGGAAAUAGUAAUGUGUUACCGGGCAAUAUGCCAUCGGAGCCUCAAAUGAUGCCCGGUGGUAUGGGCAUGAGUGGUGAAGGCAUGAUGCCUAUGGAUGGAAUGCCACAUUCUAUGGGCAUGCCACACCCAAAUUCCCCGCCAUUCAUGGAAAGUCGUGAGUCAAUGAUGAGCAAUAGUAUGAUGCAAGGACCUUCACACAUGUCCCAACGUGGCCACGGACCUAUGAUGGGCAUGGGACCUGGCGCUGGGGAGAUGAUGCCAGGGGGACCAGGAUCACGAAUGCCAGAAAUGGGCAAUUAUGGACCCAAUAUGCCAAGACAACCAAAUCCAGGUGGCAUGAGAAUGCCUGGUGGCCCAGGAAAUCCAAAUAUGCCCUCUCAUCACGGACUAGGUCCAGGCCCUGGGAUGAGUGGGGGCAUGGACCCCAGGACAGGGCCAUGUAACCCUGCCUAUAGUGCACAAUAUCAACAGUUUCAGCAACAGUUAUAUUCUCAAGGUCGGCCUCGCCAGAUGUCACCGAUGGGGGGGAUGAUGCCUGGGGGGCCGGGCCAACAGUACAUGAAUAUGUGAGGAGCAAGGCUCCUUUGUUACAGGCAAAUCUGUUCAUCUGAAGCAUUGUGAUAAUUCAUCAACAUAAAACUCAUAAGUGUUUACAUUUUAUUUUAUUGCAUCGGAACAAAAUUUAUUGUUUCAUAUGUGUGUGUAGUAGAAUGGAACGAUAGUGAUUAUUUGUUUUUGUAAGAACUGCCCUUCCCUGUUUCUGUCACAGACUAGAGGCCUAGAUAGACAUGUUAUAGGGCUCACUGUUGGUACUAAGGGGUACUAAAAACAUAUCACAUGUGUGAUGGUGAAUUCUGAUUUUGCAAUAACAGACAUUUUAACAAUUUGUUGAAAUCUUUCUGCAGUGUAUGAUCAAAGUGAAGGCCAUUACAUAAACAAUCAAAGGUUGAAAUUACAAACUUAUAUUGUGAAACACUGCAAGAGAUAUCUUUGAUAAUUGAUAUAUAGAUUUAGUGAAUAUAUGGCUCUUUCUUCCAAAGAGAAUAGACCACUGUUGAUAACCUGUUUUUACAGAGAUGUGAAUUUAGCCAUUAAGGGCUUUCUUAUUUAAAAGAAAUAUUUCUUUUUAAAGAUCCUCACAUUGGUGGUUUAAUACCCUCUAUAACUUACGUUUUAUCAUAACAAAACCUUUACUGUAGUAAAAUGCUUAUGAGAUAUACAUAAAACCAAAGUUUUUUCUUCCUUAUAUUAAAAGUGCAUAUGAUCCACACACAGGUAUUUUAUAUGUACAUGUGGCUUUACAUUUUGUUUAUAGAUUUUGUGUGAAUCAUAUUUUGUUGUCAUUAUCAAUAUGCUAGUUUUUUUUUAAGUUUUAUUCUUGUAAGUUCUGUGGAUGUUUUAAGUCCAUCUCUUUAAGGGAAAAUGCACAAAGCUUUUAUUUCAAAUAAUUUUUUUCUGAAAUAAAUUAGAAAACAGAAAAACAGUUAAAACUUCAAGAAAGUAGUUUCUACAUGCAAGAGUGCAAUAGAGUCUGGAGUGAUCAGCUUUAUUUUAGUCUUUUUCUUUCAUUCUUCAACUGUUUCAAAAUGUGCUUUCUGACUCCAUGUUAUAAUCAAAGGGAACGCUCCCACAAAAAGACCUGAUAAAGAUAUUGUUAUUUUGAAACUAGGAUAUAUCACAUAGUGGAAGGGGAGUAACUCUCUUUGUUAAAGUGAACAGAAUCCUACCCACAUGUUUGACAAUGUCAUCUUUCAAUACAGUAUUACAGAUCAAAUCACCCAAACCAUUGGUAUUAUGGUUCAAUGUGAGAUUCAUUAUAGAGGUUGUAGUUAUUUUGGAAAUAUUAAAUGAGUUUUGAGUGGUCUGUAAAUUAUAAUUCCCAACUUUUAGGAAUUAUCUUCUGUGAGGUUGCAAGUAUUUAAAUUUUAGCCUCCAAAAAGUAGUUAUACAUUUAUACAAGUGAAUACAUUCAAACAUCAAUUUUUAACUAUUUUCAUGGCAAACUAAAUCGAAUUUUGACAUAAAUUUUCCUCCAAAAUGGGACCAUUGACAAAUACAGCAAUUAAUGAUAGCUUGUAUCUCUUCUCAGACAUGAUUUGAUCCCAAGAUGAAUAUUUCAAUAUUGUUUUGGAAAUCUAUCAUUUAAAAGUCAUAAUUUCAUUUUAAAGAGUAAAGGAACCUAACACCCAACCUACCUAGCAUGAACUGUGUUGGCUAUACUCGGACAAUCCUUCUAAAUUUCAUUCGCUGUACUGAAUCUAGUGUGGAGAAAUAUAAUGGAUAUAGUACAACUUUAAAUCUUCUAGAUACAUGAAUUAUUGUAUAGUAGCUGACUUCAACAUUUUAAAAACUUUGCACAAUUAACAAAAUUGAUGUAAGGAUAUAAGUUGUGCAAUAUGAGGAUGUGUAUAAAAGGGUAAAGAAUUCAAAAUUAUUAGAACAUUGACACUUAUUCUGCUAUCCUAUCAUUUCGUCUUAACAUAGAUUCUGCUGCUGUAAAAGCAGUAAAUAUAAAACACAAUUCUGAUUCACUUAUACAUAGAAUGACAUGUUUGAUAUGACACAAGCUUAAAGAUAUCAGUAUUAAUUAAUUGAUACAAUGUAAUGUAAUUGACACAGUGUGAUUAUUAGGUAAAAUACAGUAAAAUCUAAUUGACAGUGUGAUUAUUAGGUAAAAUACAGUAAAAAAUAUUGACAGAAUAUGAUUAUUAGGUUAAAUACAGUAAAAUCUAAUAGACACAGUGUGAUUAUUUGGUGAAAUACAGUAAUAUCUAAUUGACAGUGUGAUUAUUAGGUAAAAUACAGUAAUAUCCAAUUGACAGUGUGAUUAUUUGGUGAAAUACAGUAAAAAAUAUUGCCACAGUGUGAUUAUUAGGUUAAAUACAGUAAAAUCUAAUUGACACAGUGUGAUUAUUUGGUGAAAUACAGUAAAAAAUAUUGCCACAGUGUGAUUAUUAGGUUAAAUACAGUAAAAUCUAAUUGACACAGUGUGAUUAUUUAGUGAAAUACAGUAUAAUCUAAUUGACACAGUGUGAUUAUUUAGUGAAAUACAGUAAAAUCUAAUUGACACAGUGUGAUUAUUAGGUAAAAUACAGUAAUAUCUAAUUGACACAGUGUGAUUAUUUGGUAAAAUACAGUAAUAUCUAAUUGACACAGUGUGA
Molecule: messenger RNA, 7272 nt
Organism: Ylistrum balloti
Lineage: Eukaryota; Metazoa; Mollusca; Bivalvia; Pectinida; Pectinidae
Product: trithorax group protein osa-like
Exons: 4
Coding region: 53-4681 (1542 amino acids)
Source: RefSeq, a predicted model, not a curated record